Messenger RNA from Pocillopora verrucosa, 3849 nucleotides. RefSeq names its product telomerase-binding protein EST1A. The record is from RefSeq and is a predicted model, not a curated record. Lineage: Eukaryota; Metazoa; Cnidaria; Anthozoa; Scleractinia; Pocilloporidae. Gene Ontology annotation, cellular component: telomerase holoenzyme complex. Gene Ontology annotation, biological process: nuclear-transcribed mRNA catabolic process, nonsense-mediated decay. Gene Ontology annotation, molecular function: telomerase RNA binding; telomeric repeat DNA binding; protein binding.
AUGGCGGCCCGUUCAACUGUGGGUGAUUCACCCUUUGUGUUUCGAAUUUCACACGACGAACUGGUGGCCUAUGCUGACGAACUAGACAGAAAAAACGAAAAAAAGAAUUCAAAAAAGAUAAAUCACGGAAAAUAUGAAGAAAAGGAUUCCAAACCGAAGAAAUUCGAUAGGAAAACUGACGUCAGCAAGAAUGCUUCUCACUCCAAAGCCGAAAUGGAAGAAAGUUUUGGGGGAAAAGAAACCAAGUUUAAUCACGAAAAGGAUAGCGAGGGUCUCAAGAAAACAAAAACUGAAAAAAGGAAAGAUAAAAGAAAAUCGCCAUCGUCCAAAUCUCGGCAUAAUUCCUCCUCAAACACAGAGGAUGAUGUCGAUCCAAAGGAGAAAUGUCCGGUUACUAAUAGCGACCAAAUUGGAGUGAAUGAAACAGGAAAGGCUACGAGAAAGCGUCGUGGAAAUGUAGGCAAAGCAACCAAAGCUGAGGAUGAAAAAGACAUUGAAAAAUAUGAACUAGAUCUGAGAGCUCGCACUGGUGGUGUUUUGAAGCUUUCUAAAGAACCUUCUUAUGCUGCAGAGGAUUCGCUUAAGGAUGAAAAACCAAGGGGAAUAAUUAAGUUGCCCGAAGGUUUCCAUAUUAAUAGUCACAAUGCAAGUGAAGAGGAAGGUUUCACAUCUGAUAUACCUCCCCGCAAGAGAACUUCAAGCAUGAAUGAUGGCAGUUGCAGAAGCAGUGGCCUUCAUGGUCCUGCUCAUACAGAGAAAUCAGUGUCUCCAAAUAAAGAAGUUCGGUUUAGUGCAGUAAAUGAAAAGAUUACAGUACCUCUAAAAAAGCAUAGCACAGGCACAGGACAAUCUGGAGACAAACAUGCUGAAGUAAACAAUGUUGGCAGUGAUAAAUGUGUGGACAUUCAAAACACUUCAAUUGAGAACAAUGUCAUUUAUGAGACUAAAGCAGAGAAAACACUUAAGUCUAUAAAUCAACAAAGAGCUCAAAGACUGUUAAAAGUUGUGGCACCUAAAGGGGCGCAGCUGAUUCAUUUGUUAUCUCGUGGGACACUUGACAAGGCAGCUUUUCCAAAAAUUUGUAGCCUAAGUAAAGAGAUACAAGACACUUACAAAGGGAUUAUGAUGCUUGAUAUUGGCCUGGCUACUCAACUAGAGAUUGAUCAAAACCUUUGGAAGAGUGCAUUUUAUAAGGUUAUUGAAACACUGAGGAAGUAUGGGAAACUCUUUUUGGGAUAUGAAGAAAAAUCAGAUGUACUCUCUCCUAAGGAAAUAAAUAACUGUUUGAAGGAAUUCUUGAAAGAUGCAGAGACAUUUUAUAAAAGUCUUCUGGAAUUGUUACAGAAAGAGCAUGAUUUCUCAAUUCAGGAUAUUGUCAGUCAACCAAGGAAGGCAGAAAAACUUGGGAAGAAUGCUAAACUUGCUCUUAUGAGCUCACAGCACAUUUUGAUUUCCCUUGGAGACAUAGAAAGAUAUCAAGUGCAAUUUCAGCCCCGACCAAACUGGGCGUCCAUCAGAUCAUGGUAUCUUAAAGCAAGCAAACUGGCUCCAAAGAAUGGUAAACCUUACAAUCAGCUUGGCGUAAUUGCUGUGUCAGCCAAUCGCAAGCUAGACUCUGUCUAUUACUACAUAAGGAGCCUAGCUGUGAGUAAUCCAAUUUUGACAGCAAGGGAAAAGCUGACAGCCAUUUUUUAUGAUAUCCAACUGAAGGCAGACAGAAUCCAAAGAAAUGAGGAUCAAAGGAAGACUCAUUCGGAACAGCAAAUCCAUCAGAAAAGAGAGAAGAGGCGAUCCUCAUUUGGAGAGGGCACCAAGGCUGUUGAGCUAAAAUCUGAUCAUAAAUCAUCUCAUGGCAGGCAUGAGGUGUGGAUCUUCAUGUGCCAAGGAAAAUACAGAAGAGUAGUGGUCACUGACCAUGGUAAAGUACAAGAAGUUAAUUCAAGAGGAGAACCCAUCCUGGAAGGACAAACUGAGGAGCAUUCUACAGACCCUGUAAAAGAAUCACAAAAGAUUUCUCUUCAAGAGGUCAACAAGAAGUUCAUGCUCCACUAUCUUUGUGCCCAUGGUCUUUUGUACUCAAGAAUUGGUAUGGAAAGGUUGCCUACAUUACAGUACCAACUCCUGGGUGAGUUCCAUACUUUGCUGGAGUACCCAUCUUGUUCUGCAAUAAGCAGGUCUAACCUUCUACAAAUGAUGGCCAUCAACAUGUUUGCUAUUGAACACACUUCAAGCCAGGAUGCAGCAGAACCUUAUGUCAGAGUGGGCACACCUCAAGACCAAGCUAUGAACCUUGCUGUUGAGAUGUUCAUCAUGCUGCUCAAGGCCUGCUGUGCCCUGCUGCUGAAAAUAGACUUUGAAGCAAGAAACACCCAUGAAAGCCUCAGUGACACCCUUCAUCAGUUCCUACCCUCAGUCAAAGUGUUUGCAGAUUGGGUGGUCUGUCAUGUUGACCUGUGGCAAGUCUCCUCUAUAAGCACUCACAGAAGUCUUUGGGAAUCAGUGAGUCAGUUCACAAAUGCCAUAUCUUAUGUGGAUAUUGAUGACCUUCAUGAUGAUGAUGCUAAUGAGAUGGUAACCUUGAUGGAGGAUGAAUUUCUUGCUGGAUUUAAGCCAUUGAACACAGCAGUGAGACCAAUGUGUAAAAUUCCAGAUGCAAACAGUAAGAAUCUUGCUGAAGAUUAUUUGCGAUGCCAUAGUCUAAAAGAGUUUGCUGCAUUUUUGGUCUCGCUGGAGCAUCCACCACUGGAGUUUGAUAAUGACAAAGGAGAAUUCUCAGCAGUGCUUAAAAGUACACCAGUGUCACCAGUGAAGGAGUCACAAGUCAUGGUUCACUUGGACACAUCACAACAAAAUGAACAUGAGGACUCAGAUGAGGAUGCUGAUGUUAUCAUUGAGAGUGAAGAGGAGCAGCUGGACUCAGGUGAUGAGGUGGAAAAAGACCUGAAGGAACUCAAGGCCAAAAAAGAUGCCUUGAAAAAGCAAAUGGAAGUUCACAAGCAGAGAGAGGAUAAGGCAAAGGCAGUGAUAGAGGAACACAUUUCUAAGCCACGUCUAAUGUUUGAGAACUACCCAACAUACUUGGUACCAGACACUAACUGCUUUGUGAAUCAUUUGGAAGGGGUCAAGGCCAUUGUGGCCAGUCAGGAUUUCACUCUAGUUGUGCCACUCAUUGUAAUUAAUGAGCUUGAUGGUCUGAAGAAAGAUGUCCUCCUUGAUAAAUGCGAUGAUUUACAGCAUGCUCAUUAUGUCAUGGAGAAUGCCAGAUCUGCAAUUCAUUUUCUUGAGUCUGAGUUUAGCCAGAGAAAUCCUCAGGUUAAAACAGUGACCAGCAAAGGAACAGAGUUGGAUACAAUUCAAUUUAGAAGCGAGGAUCCUUCUGGAAGAAAGGGCAAAGGAUGCAAUGAUGAUGUUAUUCUCUCCUGCUGUUUACACUACUGUGAAGAGAACUUUAUCAACCGGUUGGCCACAGCAAAUCAACCAAUAACAAUUCAGAGGAAAGUAGUUUUGCUGACAGAUGACCGGAACCUAAGAGUGAAGGCUUACACCAGGAAUGUCCCUGUACUUACAAUACCACAGUUCAGACAAAUGGCUAGGCUGUAACAAGCAAUGAAUGGGGUUAUGUUUCAGGCUAAAGCCUCAAAAAUAUCAUGACCUCUGGUUGGUAUUGUAUCAAGACCUGACACAGAUCUACCUGCAAGGAGAGUUAGAAGAUGCUAAUGAACUCAUCACUGCAAAGCUGAAUGAGGUGCUCAUCACAACUUUCUCAUCCAGCCCCAAGCACCUAUAAAUAACACAUCAUUCAUGACUGUUUUGAUAUGUUAAGUUUGAAACAAAUAAAAUGCUCUUGGU